UAAACAUCUCUCUCUGCCUAUCAUGCCCAAGUACAACAACGUCAUCGUCUUCGGGGCUACCGGGGACGUGGGCUCUGCCGCCGCCCUGCAAGCCCACAACGAGGGAGCCACGGUUUCGCUAGCGAUGCGCAAUCCCUCCAAGCCCAUCCCCUCACUCGCUCAUAUCCCGUUCGAGAAAUAUCAAGCCGACUUGACCCAGCCCGAAACCCUGACGGCUGCAGUUCGCGAGGCGGGCGCAAAGGCGGCUUUCAUCUAUGGGGUGUUCGGCGACCAGGACUACAUGCGAGGCGCUCUGCAAGCCCUCAAAGCAGCCGGCGUAGAAUUUGUCGUCUUCUUAAGCAGCUUUCUCAUCCUGACAGACAUUCGCCACGUGGAUCCCUCCGAUCUUGUUCCCUGGGAGCACGCCCAGGUGGAAAUCGCGCUGGAAGAAGUCUACGGACGGGAUUCGUACGUCACCGUGCGACCUGCAUUCUACGCGAGCAAUAUGUUCCACCAGAAGCAUGCCAUUCAGCGCGGGGAGGUGGAAAUGCCCAAUCCGGAGUCUCGAUUCGACUUCAUCUCCUCGCGGGAUAUUGGCCAUGUCGCGGGCUCGAUUCUGGUUCACGGCGCUGGGGAAUAUAUCGUUCGACUGCUGGGCCCCGAGAACAUGACGCUGGGGGAGGCAGUGGAGAUCAUCGGCGAGGUCCUGGGCGAGAAGAUUCGAGUGAUGACGAUAUCGCGAGAGGAGGCUGCAGCGCAAUUGGCCGCAGCUGGUGUCUCCCCCCAGAUGGUUCAGUGGCACCUGUUUAAUGUCAUCGACCGGGCUGGUUCGUACCUGGAGAGCCCCGAGGCCCUCACGACGGGCGACAACGUUUUGAGAUAUGCUCAUCACUCUCCGCAACGCUUCCGGCAAUGGGUGCAGGAGAACAAAGCCAGGUUCCUAGAUUGAUUUCUCCCGGGUGCAGGAGACCGACUCGAUUUCCAUAAGUUGCGAUGCCUGCCAGUCAAUGAAUCAAUGAAUUUUUGUAUGUACCCAGAGCGAGGGACUUCCAUUGACCAAUCGUACGACGGCGUAUCAACAAAGGAAGGUGACAGAAAUUCUAUAUUGAAACAUCGUCAGCGAGGCUGCAGACCAAAGGUACUGCAGCCCGUUGUUAUCCGUCCUGUUCUGCUGGCAUGGUAGAUGCCGGAUGUGCGAACGAGAAUAGAGAGUCAGAAAUGAGCGUCAGGUGAACCUCAAAAGGGCUGUAUGGUUCGAACUUGAAGCAUAAUAAAAUAAAUUAACGGACUACGACUGUGGACCCCAUCCCCUCAUCUCCAGUUAGAAUGAUCGAUUAAGCGCCAGCUAAUCCUGGACGGCAAUGCACUGCACUGCCGCAGCCUGGUCACUAGACAAAGAACCAC
Aspergillus wentii DTO 134E9 is the source of this 1383-nucleotide messenger RNA. RefSeq lists its product as uncharacterized. NCBI's taxonomy places the organism in Eukaryota, Fungi, Ascomycota, Eurotiomycetes, Eurotiales, Aspergillaceae. Bases 23 to 928 code for a protein of 301 amino acids. The record is from RefSeq and is a predicted model, not a curated record. The transcript has a single exon.